Molecule: messenger RNA, 1839 nt
Organism: Trematomus bernacchii (emerald rockcod)
Lineage: Eukaryota; Metazoa; Chordata; Actinopteri; Perciformes; Nototheniidae
Gene: tmem9b
Product: TMEM9 domain family, member B
Exons: 5
Coding region: 158-721 (187 amino acids)
Biological process (GO): positive regulation of canonical NF-kappaB signal transduction
Cellular component (GO): lysosomal membrane
Source: RefSeq, a predicted model, not a curated record
AAACAACAAGUCAGCUGCUAGGAAGCUGAAGGUGUUUAUCCCUAAAUUAGCUCGAUGGCUAAAGUCGUCAGUCUUUAGGGUGUUAUUCACACGGUUGGAGUUGUUCCUGGAGAAAGUUGAACUGCUGCUAUCUAGAAAUCUGUUACAAGCUGUAACGAUGAAGUCUAUGUUUCUUAUCGAAGCUUUCACUGUGGCUUGUUUUGUGCUUUUAAGCCAAGUGACAGCGAAGAAUUCUGAGGACAUCCGUUGUAAAUGCAUCUGUCCGCCCUACAGAGAGGUCAAGGGGCAAAUCUACAAACAAAAUGUCUCUCUCAAAGACUGUAACUGUCUUCAUGUAGUUGAACCCAUGCCGGUUGACGGAAAGGAUGUGGAGGCAUACUGUUUACGCUGCGAGUGUAAAUAUGAAGAGAGGAGCUCAGGGACAAUUAAGGUUACCAUCAUAAUGUACCUCUCCAUUUUGGGGCUGCUGCUGCUCUACAUGGUGUACCUGACUCUCCUAGAGCCCAUCCUGAAGAGGCGUCUGUUUGGACAUUCGCAACUGAUCCAAAGUGAUGAUGAUGUAGGGGACCAGCAGCCUUUUGCCAACGCUCACAAUGUCCUGUCCCAUUCCCACUCCCGACCCAACAUGCUGAACAAAGUGGAGCAUGCCCAGCAGCGCUGGAGGAGGCAGGUCCAGGAACAGAGGAAGUCCGUGUUCGACCGCCAUGUUGUUCUCAGUUAAAGCUUCCUGCGAUCAAGAGUUACUGGUGAAGAGAAAGAAACACUGUGACAGAGCCCUCAAUUUGUAUUUCUUUCUCCUUCUCAUUUGUGGUUUGUAUCUCAUCAAGUGUGACAUUUCCAAACUGAACUUGGUGAAGAAAUUUGGAUAUAUAGAGGAAAAAGUCCCAGUCAAAUGUAUAAUCGAAGCUUGGAACUCUUAUUUUGUCUGCAGGCAGCACAAGAGAUUACAGUGAAUUUAUUGAUGCACAAUUUUAAAUGAAUUGUCUUAAAAAGCAUUUUUCCAAAACCAGAAUUUACUCUCUGCCUGCCAUCUAGUUUGCAGAGGUGCCAAGCCACAGAGAAUUUGCAUAAACAAAUGUGAUGUUGGACACUAAUAGAAUAAAAAUAACGUGUUAUACCAUCCUGUAACUCUUUCUGGCCACAGUGUCAGCUGGAGUCCCAUCAGUCCAAAGCGGACCAGUCUUUAAGAUCUUUACAAGCCAAACUGGCUUCAGAGUAAACCAUCCCGCUGUAACUGGAGCUGCCCCUUGCUGCAGUAAUGAUCUUUUAACAUGUAGCUUUCACCCCAAAACUAACACAACAUAAACUACUGCUCUCACUGCAAGGGAACGGAAAGAGUGUAAAAUAUAAAUGUAUCAGCCUUCUUUGAAAAUGCAUGUUUUAUAAUGAAUCUUUUAUAAAUGUGUUUUUGAAUCCUUCAUUCCUACCAUAAUGUCUGAUAGCUGCUGUGAAAUCCAUAAUUUAAUGCAUUACAUAACAUUUGAAAUUUAAAGUAGUGUCACUGAAAUCCUUUGCAAAAUUCGAUGCAAUCUCUUGCUGAUGUCAUGGUUCUUAUAGCUGUGCUAUUGACCCUCGUCUAUCGAAGACCCUCUUUAAACCAGUGCCCUCUUCGACUACCCUUACACAUAUAAUUGAUAGUCUUUUUUUUGGUACUUCUGUGUUGCUCUGACAUCAGCUCGAUAAUGAAGGUCCGUGUUGUCUAUCAGGCAGCAUUAGUAUGACUGAGUACAAAGAUUUGUUUGUGUAUAGUUGGGCUGUGUACAGACCUAUGAAAGUGUUCUUAACUAUUGUGUUUGUUUUACCUUUAACUCUGAAAUAAAUCAAUGUAAUAUUUGUGAA